AUGUCCGGAGCAGUCAUGGGGAAAGGCGCAGAGCCAGAGCCCGACAGCUCGGAAGAGGAGCUGGAAGCAGGGAGCACACCCCAGGCGUGCUAUGGGCAGGGCCUGUGGGUCUCCCAGCGCAGGGAAGCAGCCACCUGCCUGGGUGAUGCCGAAGGGAUGAAGGUGAGGAAGAGGAGCAGACCGGUGCGCUCCAAAGCCAGGAGGAUGGCUGCCAACGUCAGAGAGCGCAAGAGGAUCCUGGACUACAACCAAGCCUUCAACGCCCUGCGGCUGGCCCUCAAACACGACCUCGGGGGCAAAAGGCUUUCUAAAAUCGCUACCCUGCGGCGAGCCAUCAACAGGAUCACGGCUCUGUCCCUGUCCCUGCACGGUGCCGGGUGCUGCUGGCACUCCGAGUGCCGCAGCCGGGCCGGGGUCCUUGUGCAGGAGCCAGGGGUGAAGCCCAGCCAUCCCCAGCUCCCAUGGGAGCCUGGUUCCACAGCCGCUUUGCAGCGCUGCCCUCCAUCCCCUCUCUACACUGCGUUUUCCCCCGAGAGGCAGCUCCAUCACUACGAGAGCCUGAAGGAGGAUCGCUCCGUGCCCAUCCCUGCCUAUUGCUCCAGCGGGACCCACCACCCUGGGCUGCGAGGUGCCUGCCAGCAGAGAUACACGGGCAGCCUGCAAGACCCCCUGUCCGGGGCCAUGCCCUGGCAGCUGGGCUAUUGCCAGAGCUGGGGACACCAGCAGUGCCUCCCCAUCCACUGA
Messenger RNA from Pezoporus flaviventris, 744 nucleotides. It is a transcript of the gene BHLHA9, whose product is annotated as basic helix-loop-helix family member a9. NCBI's taxonomy places the organism in Eukaryota, Metazoa, Chordata, Aves, Psittaciformes, Psittacidae. Bases 1 to 744 code for a protein of 247 amino acids. The transcript has a single exon. The record is from RefSeq and is a predicted model, not a curated record. Gene Ontology annotation, molecular function: RNA polymerase II transcription regulatory region sequence-specific DNA binding; protein dimerization activity; DNA-binding transcription factor activity, RNA polymerase II-specific. Gene Ontology annotation, biological process: regulation of transcription by RNA polymerase II; developmental process.